CGGUGUCACACCACUGAAAACUUCUCUUACUCUCUUUCCUCUCUCUCUAGAGAUUCCUGAAACGAACUCUUUCCCUCGCUCUACCUGCAGAGACGAAAGCUCUGUUAACUUAAUCCAUCCAUCUUGUUUCCCGGAUUCGAAACCCAUACGGAGAAUCAAAGAGUAGCCAACGAAAGCAUCAUUUUCCUUUUCCAUUCACUGGGAACGGAAGUUUCUGACUUCUUUCUUUAUUAAGCUCUGUAACUUUCGGGGAAAUUUCUAUCCUCCCCUGUUCUUCGGUUCAGUCUUAGCUUUAAACACUAUUCUUCUGUCUCUCUUCCUCUCUUAAACUUCAUUGAAAUUUCUCAUCCUUUUCAGAUAUAGAUAGAUAGAUUACUCCAUUAUUUAGUCAGUCUUUACUUUUGAUUUCUCUCCCAACUUUCAAGCUCCUCUUUAAACGUCCUCUCAGCUUUCCUUGGCCCCUCUUUAAGUUAUUCUCUCCUCGUGUUGAGGAUUCUCAAAGGAAUCGUAUCUUUUUCUCUUGGGUCUCUCUCUAUUUCUUCCUUUCACCUCUCGCGCUCUCCUUCCUUGCCCUUUCAUUUUUUGCUUCCCCUUUCCAAUGCGAGCAUAGGAGAAUCUGAGUCAUCGAUGUCGGAAAUGGAUCAAAGUUUUUUGUCUGCUUACAAAUUUACCGAACACCGCCAUGUGACUAAGAAGCUCGCAAGACGGUCGCCGGCGAGGCCAAGAAAUGUACUGGGUACCUCCUCAGUUGGACCAAAAGUGGUGAGAAUCUCUGUCACCGAUGCCGACGCUACGGAUUCAUCCGGUGACGAAGAGGACGAGCUUUUCUGCCGCCCCCGUGUGAAGAGGUACAUCAGCGAGAUCAACAUCGAGUCUUGUUCGAGGGAGGACGGUGGCGCCAAUGGUCCUUGGACCAACAGAUCCGUACGGAACAGUCGGAAGAGACCAGCCGGACCGGCAACUUCCCGGCGGCCGGUGAAGUUAAUGUCGUCCAACGGUAAGAAGUUCCGUGGUGUACGGCAACGCCCAUGGGGUAAAUGGGCAGCCGAGAUUCGAGAUCCUGCAAGACGGGUGCGGCUGUGGCUGGGUACAUACGACACCGCUGAGGAAGCGGCUAAGGUUUACGACAAUGCAGCGAUUCAGUUAAGAGGCCCCGAUGCCAUGACCAACUUCGCCGUCAAUACCACCACCACUACAGUACCCGAAGUCAAGUCGAUGACGUCAUCCAGCUACGACUCCGGCGACGAUUCGUCGCACAACCUCUCCUCUCCUACCUCUGUUCUCCGGUUCCAUUCUUCCAACGAAGAGUCAUUGUCCAAAAUCCGGGAAGAACCAGUUAAACAAGUUGAAGAAGAAGCGAUUUCAAGCAGCAGCAGAAGUAGUAGUAGUAAUGGAAGUGUGAGAGGUCGCGAAGGUCAAGGUGACAUUCGAGAAAUCUUCAAAUCGUCCAGAGAAGAAGAAGACACAACGCCAUUCUUGAACAACGAUUUCUUCUUGGAUUUCGAAACAACGGCGCCAGGGCUGUUCGACGUGAGCAACUUGCCGGACAGUCGUUUCAGUGAAGACUUGAGCAAUAUCUUCCUCGGGUCCAGCGAGGAUUUCGGAUCAUCGACGUGGCGGGUUGAUGAUUUUUUUCAAGAAAUCGGCGAUAUAUUCCCUUCCGACUCUGAACGGCGAUUCAACUAAACGAGUUUUUUUUUUUUUUUUAAUUAGUAAUUUUUUUAUAUGUUAACUGUCAAGUAAAACGAUGAGACAGUGAGAGUUUUGAGAGAGACGUCAUCGGCGAGGAAAUGAUUUGUUUUAAGUAACGUGUAAACGUUCAAGUGUUUCCCUCCAUUGCUUUUUGAUAUGACAGGUGGCAAAUAUUUAAAUAUAUGAGAUUAAUAGCCAGCUGGCAAGUAUGAUGAAUGAAGGUUAUGCGUUUUCGAUUUU
Messenger RNA from Macadamia integrifolia, 1932 nucleotides. RefSeq names its product ethylene-responsive transcription factor CRF1-like. Gene Ontology annotation, biological process: regulation of DNA-templated transcription. The transcript has a single exon. Gene Ontology annotation, molecular function: DNA-binding transcription factor activity; DNA binding. Lineage: Eukaryota; Viridiplantae; Streptophyta; Magnoliopsida; Proteales; Proteaceae. The coding region runs from base 628 to 1686 and encodes 352 amino acids. The record is from RefSeq and is a predicted model, not a curated record.